CAUUUAGCACACUCAACAUCAGACAGGUGAAAAGAGCUGACAAGAUCAGGAUCUGAAGAAAUCUUGGUGCAACUUAAACCACUCACACACUCUGAAGAUGAAGACGUUCAGUGUUGCAAUUGCAGUGGCCGUCAUGCUCACCUUCAUCUUCCUUCAGGAGAGUUCUGCUGUCCCAGUCACCGGAGAACAAGAGCUGGAAGAAGUGAUGAGCAAUGACAGUCCAGUUGCUGUACAUGAAGAGACAUCUGUGGAAUCAUGGAAGAUGCCGUAUAACAGACAGAAACGUGGCAUUAAGUGUCGCUUUUGCUGCGGCUGCUGCACCCCCGGUAUCUGCGGAGUGUGCUUUGCAGUGGCCAUCAUGCUCACCUUCAUUUUCCUUCAGGAGAGCUCUGCUGUCCCAGUCACCGGAGAACAAGAGCUGGAAGAAGUGAUGAGCAAUGACAGUCCAGUUGCUGUACAUGAAGAGACAUCUGUGGAAUCAUGGAAGCUUAAAAGCGUAAACGUCUCAAACUCUCCUAAGAUGAAGACAUUCGGUGUUGCAGUUGCAGUGGCCGUCAUGCUCACCUUUAUUUGCAUUCAAGAGAGCGUUGCCACACUCAGUGAAGUGCAAGUGCCGGAGGAGAUGAUGAGCGAUGACAGUCCAGUUGCAGCACAUGAAGAGACAUCUAAGGAAUCCUGGAUGGUGACUCAAGAUAUUCAGGCGCAAGAGAUGGAGGAAAUGAUGUUUACUCCAGUUUCUGCAAAUGAGACAUCAGUGGACUCAUGGAUGAUGCCGCAUAAAAGAAGACAGAAGCGAGGCAUUAAGUGUCGCUUUUGCUGCAGCUGCUGCCGCAACCGUCGCGCUUACUGUGGAUUGUGCUGCAAGUUCUGAGGAUUCCUGCACCAACAACCACUACUUACUUCACAUUCAGUGAAAUGACGUAUAACAACAUACAGAAGAGAAGCUUUAAGUGUCGCUUUUGCUGCAGCUGCCGCCGCCGAGAUGUCUGUGGAUUGUGCUGCAAGUUCUGAGGAUUCCUGCACCAACAACCAAUAAAUAAUCAUUUAUCUUGUUUUUUUACUUGAAGCUAUUGUACCGCUUUGUAUUUAUUUAUUUGAU
Thunnus maccoyii (southern bluefin tuna) is the source of this 1099-nucleotide messenger RNA. RefSeq lists its product as uncharacterized. Gene Ontology annotation, cellular component: extracellular region. Gene Ontology annotation, biological process: intracellular iron ion homeostasis; defense response to bacterium. NCBI's taxonomy places the organism in Eukaryota, Metazoa, Chordata, Actinopteri, Scombriformes, Scombridae. The record is from RefSeq and is a predicted model, not a curated record. The coding region runs from base 98 to 871 and encodes 257 amino acids. The transcript is spliced from 10 exons.